This is a messenger RNA of Sinocyclocheilus anshuiensis, 1154 nucleotides long. RefSeq lists its product as uncharacterized. The coding region runs from base 116 to 922 and encodes 268 amino acids. The record is from RefSeq and is a predicted model, not a curated record. The transcript has 6 exons. Gene Ontology annotation, cellular component: external side of plasma membrane; B cell receptor complex. Lineage: Eukaryota; Metazoa; Chordata; Actinopteri; Cypriniformes; Cyprinidae. Gene Ontology annotation, biological process: B cell differentiation; B cell receptor signaling pathway.
UUAUGCAGAUAAGGUGAUGCUUUGAUUCAAACGGCAGGAUACACCACACAUGAAAAAUGAAAAACAGCUGCCUCUGCUAACUUGAGAAACCCGCUGUCUAUGCAGGUUAAAUAAAAUGACACGCACCAGUCUCUCUGCUCUCUUCGUAACCAUCUGGUUCUCAGGUCUCGUCUCUGGAGAUGCAUCUUGGGACAUAUCUGUGUGGCAAAUACCUGAGAUAACAACAAAAGAAGGCACCAAUGUCCUCAUCACCUGUCAUAUUAAAGCUGAUUCACGCGUGGAAGGAAUCAUGGUUAAGUGGUUGCGAGAUAAUCAAACUAUAGUGCAGAGUGAAGCGAUUGUUAAGUCUGCCUAUCCAUCGCCUGUAAAUGGAUCUGUGUUUAUCAACGCAACGCUGCACCUGCAGUCAAUAAGUCUAAAUCAUAGUGGCAUGUAUUACUGCACAGCACAUAUGAAUGUACCUGGACUUGGAACUGUUGAAUAUGGAAAUGGGACGCACGUGUAUGCGGCAAUUGUAGUGUCUAAUUCAAGUACAGAGAUAACACCAACUCUCACACCUGUGACUCUGGGAUUCCCACCAAACCCCUAUAAUUCAGACAUAGUGAUGUGGUCCGUUCUUUCAGGCUUCGGUUUUGUUUUGCUGAUCAUCUGUAUUGCCUGUGUUAUUCACAUACAUUAUAAAGUAGGACACUGCAGAAUAGAACCUAGAGCAAAACAAGCCCUGGUUGAUGCUACCCGUGGAUCACAAUGCCCGGACACUCGUGAAACUGUUGUUUAUGCAGCAUUAAACAUUCCUCGAGACAGUGUGAAAUCAAGAAAUGAGAACUGUCCAGCUCCGACACACACUUCAGUGAGCUGCACCGAGGAAUCAGUGACAUACUCUGAGGUCCACAUAAAGAAAGGACCAAAGGAUGAAGGUUAAGCAUUAUUUGCCUGAAUUUUAUUCACACUGUAAUCUUUCGCCUUGCAUAUGACUGUCAUCAACAGUCUUUUAAUGGCACUUCAAGCUUUUGGUCCUGUUUUGCCCAAUUUAGUAAGGGUAUUUCUGUAAAAGUGUAUUUCUCUUUGUGUUUCUUCAUGUAAUACUCAUGAAGACUGAAUUAUUAAAUAUUGUCGGCUCACAUUUGAGUCUAUUUUAAGAUGUAUUGUGCUCA